UUAAAUGGCAUUUUAUCCGGUGCCUCUAAUAAUGUGGAGACCUUGGCUGAGGUAUGCUUGCCGAAUCUAACUCUUCUGCAUAUAUUUUAAAAAAAUCAUUGCAAUAUUUAAAAAAAAAUUGAGAUUUUUAAUUGGUGAUAGGUUACUUUAUCGGAUUUUUGACAAUUAGUUUGAUAGAAUCUAAAAACAAAUCUUUACCUUCGGUACAUUUCUUUAUAUCCAUCAAUGGCAACAAAAAUUGUAAAAUCUGUAUUUCGCAAUAAUCUUUUUCUGGGAAAUAUAGCGAUUAUAACAGGUGGUGGAACAGGAAUUGGAAAAUCGAUUGCCAAAGAGCUGUCAGUUCUUGGUUGUAAAGUUGUUAUUGCUUCAAGAAAGCUUGAAAUAUUGGAAGAAUGCGCUCGUGUUUUAAACUCAGAGCUUUGCGAAGAACUAGUUUUUCCAUUUUCAUGUAACAUAAGAAAAGAAGACGAGGUCAAAAAUUUGAUGCACUAUACUGUUUCAAAGUUUGGUAAAUUAGAUUUUCUUAUUAACAAUGGCGGAGGACAAUUUAUAUCACCAUUUUCAGAAAUCAAUACUAAGGGAUGGAAUGCUGUUGUUGAUACAAACCUAAAUGGAACAUAUUACUGUCUAAGAGAAGCAUAUCAUGCAUGGAUGGGAAAAAAUGGAGGAAGUAUUGUAAAUAUAGUUGUAUCAAAUUUUAAUGGAAUGCCUGGAAUGUCGCAUUCUGCUGCAGCUAGAGCUGGUAUCAUAAAUUUGACUCAAACUUUAGCAUUAGAAUGGGCUGAAAAUGGCAUACGAAUAAAUGCAAUUGCACCAGGUUGUAUUUAUUCUGAAUCUGCUGCAGCUAACUAUCAAAAUUAUCCUAACUUGUUUAAAGAUGUUGUCAAUCUUAUUCCACUUAAAAGGACUGGAACUGUAGAGGAGGUGUCAGCAUUAGUUUGUUUCCUUUUAUCACCUGCAGCUUCUUUUAUCACUGGCGAUAUUCUAAAAAUUGAUGGUGCUCAAAGUUUGCACAGGCAUAGCUUUUAUGAACCUAAAGAUCACACGAACAGUAAACCUUUCACUUGGCAAGGUGUUCCUUCUCAACCGUCAAAAUUGUAGUUGAUCAAAUAGUAAUAGAUAUUUAAAACACACUAAAUUUA
Molecule: messenger RNA, 1142 nt
Organism: Hydra vulgaris (swiftwater hydra)
Lineage: Eukaryota; Metazoa; Cnidaria; Hydrozoa; Anthoathecata; Hydridae
Product: peroxisomal trans-2-enoyl-CoA reductase
Biological process (GO): phytol metabolic process
Cellular component (GO): peroxisome
Molecular function (GO): trans-2-enoyl-CoA reductase (NADPH) activity
Source: RefSeq, a predicted model, not a curated record